UAUUUUCGACAUUACUUUUUAAGACUUAGAGCCGCAAACAUUUCUAAACGGAAAAUUUAAAUUUGUGUUUUAACAUAAUUUGCUUUGUAAAAAAAUAAUUUGACCGGUGUAAACUCUUGGACGCUGCGGCAUGGCAAACCAAGUGAAUUGGGCUGAUGCUAAUCUAGUCAAAAGUCUUAACGAACAGAAUCGUUAUAUUUAUGACAUGGAGAAUGACAUUCAGGAAAUGCAACAAUAUUACGAAAAUGAGGUGGAGCAGUCCAAGUACAAUGAAGAAGUCCUGAAGUGUCGCUGCAAUGAGCUCCAACAACAAGUGCAGACCCUCCAGCCGGCGCUGCAGCGUGCCGACCAGAUGCAAACGGAGAUCGAUGUUUUACGCAAUGAGCUGCGAAAACGUGACUUGGCUUUAAAUGCCUACGAUUGCCAGUACCAGCAGCUAAUGACCGUCGUCUGUGAAAUCAACCAAAAGUAUGGAAAUCACCGCGGUGACAGUCCCUCAUUUAAUAUUCCAGACUUUCCAGAUGUUGGAGAUGAUCUGAUCUUGUACACGAGUGCCACCAUAAAACUCAUCGUGAAAGACAUGACCAAAGAAGAAGAAGAUUGCUUCGAGCAAAUCAACGAGGAUAAGUACUUUGGAGGUCAGAAUAUCAACAAUAUAGAAGACUGCAUACAUGAGAUGAAUCGCCUGCGGAAUUUGCUAAGGCAAAAGGAUAAACAGUUAGGGAAUUUGAUAGAGGAGAAUGUGUACAUGUGGGAAUCUGCUGUCGAAAGCAAAAGGCGACUCAACCAAUUGAAUCGGAGAGUGUGUGAACUUCAUAGUGCCACAAAGUAUAUGGAGGAGGGUACGAGCGAGAGCAUUGGAUUAAUACAGGAUAUUGACGAUGCUGCCAGGGGGAACGAUAACUUUAUGGACAAGGUCAACAUAAAAGGAGCUGAGCCUCAAGUACUCACGCAUUCAAAGAAACAGCAUUAUUGUAAAUCUACGGAAUUAAAACAUUUGGAUAGUUAGCUUUCCAGCUACUCUUAUCUUA
Drosophila montana is the source of this 1031-nucleotide messenger RNA. RefSeq lists its product as uncharacterized. The transcript is spliced from 3 exons. Bases 131 to 1009 code for a protein of 292 amino acids. The record is from RefSeq and is a predicted model, not a curated record. Lineage: Eukaryota; Metazoa; Arthropoda; Insecta; Diptera; Drosophilidae.